Aspergillus nidulans FGSC A4 is the source of this 1404-nucleotide messenger RNA. RefSeq lists its product as uncharacterized. The record is from RefSeq and is a predicted model, not a curated record. Gene Ontology annotation, cellular component: mitochondrion. The transcript has 2 exons. Lineage: Eukaryota; Fungi; Ascomycota; Eurotiomycetes; Eurotiales; Aspergillaceae. Bases 322 to 1404 code for a protein of 360 amino acids.
GCUCAUGCAAUUCGCAAUUCUCCUGCUCCCUUCCUUUACCGAACACGUACUCUUGCUCGUCCAUUGCGCCUCCGACCUCAGCUCGGCUCGAGCUAUUCAACCUCCGAUAACCCCAGCUCUGAUUCUGCUGAACCACACACCCACGCCGAAAGUGAUAAACCUCCAGAAUCCAGUAGCAAUGGCGCAGACGAAGAAGUCCGGUUCACCGCUCCCGCCUCUACCCCUGCUCCCCGGAGGAGCUUCUUACGGAGAAAAGCCGAAAUCAUAGCCAAGCCUGCUAGCCAGGCAGGACGAUGGAGAAAGAAAGAACGGCCGGAUAAGAUGGGUCGAAAACCAACUUUAACUACACACGAGACUCGAGCGCUUGCCGGCCUCAUUUCAAAGCUUGACCCUGAGAAGCGACCGACCCCAGAACAGUUGGCGCACGAACCUGGAUCGUCGGAAGAGUCAGCCCAGGCAAAGCCGGAGGAAACCAACGCGGAAAUCUCCGCCAUAUUCGCCGCAGUGUUGAGGGAUGUGAGGAAUCUACAAGGUCCGCCCGAACACAGAGCCAGUGACAAGGCCACGGGAGCGGUGAGGGAGGAAACGGAAAGGCGCAAAGAAAGGCUCGGAAGUGAAGCCGAACAGAGUCUUGAUACAUUUGCAGCGUCAAGGGAACAAGCCCGACUUGGGGAGCUACCUAGGGAUGCCGUGCAGACCCAGGAGAGCGAGCGCCACUUACCGGAUACCAAUGAUGCGCUGGCGGAGCUCCUUCGAACAAACGAGUUGACCCUAGCCAGGGCCAUUGAACUAGUCGCUGAGCGGGAGACUGCGAAGAUCGACUCGACCCUUCACGCCGCGGUUGAAAACACGACAGACGAGGCCUUCUGGAAGUCUGAUACUGCAACUGAAUCGCCAUCGCCGCUUUCAUUCCCCGCCUGCGUCCCCAUCGUACCCGUCGUGGUAGCAAUUUACCCCAAAGUCCUACGCACGGCCUUUGUUCUCCUCAACCUCCACUUCCCCGAUUCCCAUCUCAUCAGCGAAUUUCGCGCAACAAUCACCUCCCUUGGCCGUGAAUCCGCAACGCUCGGCCUUACCACUAGCCUCUUCAAUGACAUGCUCUAUUUCCACUGGCGCGUCACGCAUGAUUUCCCCGAGGUCAUUGCGUUAUGCCGCGAGAUGGAAGUCACUGGUGCGCAGCCCAACAUCGGCACGAUCAAUAUACUUGAGGGUAUCGUGCGCGAGCGCAAUGAAGACCUCGUGAAGCGUCAGUCGGGCGAGACCUCGGAGCAGCCAUGGUGGGAUUUCCCCGAUAAUCGGAGGGCUAUGCGUAAAUUGUUAGGGGAGGACGGGAUGCUUGAGAGGUUCAGGAGGCAAUAUCGCGAAGGCAAGGAGAGAAAGAAGAUUUGGAAGCCGUACCUCUAA